Messenger RNA from Galleria mellonella (greater wax moth), 2149 nucleotides. RefSeq names its product hornerin-like. The transcript has 2 exons. The record is from RefSeq and is a predicted model, not a curated record. NCBI's taxonomy places the organism in Eukaryota, Metazoa, Arthropoda, Insecta, Lepidoptera, Pyralidae. Bases 136 to 1644 code for a protein of 502 amino acids.
AGACGUCAUUAUAAAUUCGGCGGUUGUUCGUAGCAGCCGACCGAUACGUUUUACAUUUGUUUAUCUUGUGCAUAACACCCGUGUGUAGUGGUUUAGUUUCAACAACGUGCCCGCCAUUAUUAAUAAGCGUCCAAAAUGAAAUUCACGAUCGCAUUCAUCGCAUUUUUAUGUACAUCAAUGUCAUGGGCAAUUAACGCCAAAAAGGUCGAAGAACCAAAAGACAAGAGAGAAGCUCCACUCGGGUAUGCGGGAGGUGGACUAUCCGCGCAUAAUUACCAGGCACCGUCAUACGGCCACGAGGGUGCCAGCGCUAUCAGCGUCGGAGCAGGCUACAGUGUAGGUGGAGCAAAGCCAAGCUUCAGUUUCGGAGGACAUGGAGCCAGCGCCGCCUUCCAGCUCCCUUCAGAAGGCCUACAGUCCAGUGGUCAUGCAACCUUAAAAUUGCCACCGAUUACUUUACAGCCUAGCCACGGACUUGCUGCUAGCGAUCUCUCACAAUUAAUGAGCCAGCUCUCCCACAGUCUUAACUCUGGUACUUAUAAUUUGCAACCCGCGGCUGGUGCAGAGGCAUAUGCUGGUUUUCAACAGAUUGACAAUGGCGGCCAUGAGGCUUCACUUCCUCAGUACGCUUAUGCAUCUCCAAGCAUUCAACAAUACAGCGUCUCUGAACAACAGGUUUCAAGUGUUCCUUCAUAUGCUGCCGGCACAAAGGGUCUCGGUUCUUAUGGGUCUACUGGACCUGUAUUAUUCACUCCUUCAGAGGCCCAUGCCAGUUCUGCUGCUUUAAGCUACCCUGCUGUUAGCUCUGGUCAUUCGUUCGGUGACAUAUCUAGUGCAGGACUGUCGUUUGGCGGAGUGCCCAGUUCUGGAUACACUUUUGGUGGCGCUUCUGGUCAGUCCUACGGUGAAGGUUCUGUUCCUCACGGUGGUUCUGGACACUCCUUGGCUGGUUUUUCCUUUGGAGGCUCUGGAAAUUCUUAUAGUGGACCUUAUAAAAGUUUAAGCGCUGGAUAUACUGUACCAAGCAAAACCUCUUUUAAACCAUCAGCUUUCGUCGGUUCUUCUAUUCAAGGAGAUUCUAGCCAUGGUUUAUCUAGCCUUGCUGGAUCACACGGUACUCCGUCAUUUGCUAGUUUAAGUGGAAGCGGACAUGGCUUGUCUCUUAGUUCUGGAGGUCAUGGCGCCAGUUUUGGUGGUUCCUUCGGUGGUUUCGGAAGUGGGUCAUCAAAAUUCAUUGCACCCUCUUAUGCACCUACAAAAUCUGCAGGUUUCGGUUCUCUAGAAUCCAUUGCAAGUUACUCUUCUGGCGGACACUCUGCUUCUCCAUCUGGCACCACUUAUGGAGCGCCAUCAAAUUCUUUUGCACACUCUAAUAAUGCUCACGCAGCUUCCUCUUCAAAGCCUCAAUACUAUGUACCAUCUUCGAAAUAUCAUAGCUUCGGUGAGGGGAGUUCAUCGUACAAAGCGCCAAUAUCUAGCCACAGCUCUUUGAGCUCCUAUUCAUCGGGACCUAAAUAUAAUUUCGGUAGACAUGGACAUUCUAAGCUUCGUUAUGGUUCACCUGCGGACGCACAAGGUUCUUAUAGCGAGAACACAUAUAACACCAUUAAGUACAGCGAAGAGCUUAAACCGCGUGUCCAUUGAAUGUCGUGAUAUGAAUGAAUGAAUAUUCAAAAUUGCAAAUGUGGGAGGUAUGUUAUUGUAAAUACAGGAAAGAAUGAUGUUGUGGUUAUAAGUUGUGGUCUAGACGGAGAGAUAGCGUAGGCGCGUCGCUGGGAAAGUAUUGCUUUUGUUGUUAUUUAUUUGCGUAUGUUCCGCUAAUUGUCUGCGCGGCUACAUAGAAGCCGGCCGCCGUUCUAUUAAGAUCAUUUCUUGCUCUCGUAGGAGUGCUUUCAUUUUGGCGCCUUAAAUCUAACUUGUUAUUAUUUACCACACACUUGAAACUGGUUUUAUUAUAAGUAAAAAUCGUUUUUGUAACACGACGAAUUAGAUUUGUAACCACCGUUUGGAACCAUGCGUUUUGUAUCCACACGAAUGCAUGAAUCGUGAGUUUCUGUAAAUAUAUUGUUAAGAUUAUUAUUAUUUAUUAUUAGAAUUAUUUUAUAUGGAUUGUUAUUUUUCAAAAUAAACCUGUUAUUGUAAUGUACAA